GCAGAUCGGCAGCAGGAGCGCAUCAGCGGUCCACAGCUUUAAACAGCUAUCAUGCAACGGAUAUGUCUGGAAGCUGCAGUCAUACUUGGAAUUGUUAUUCUUCAGAUGAGCAUUUCAUCAGUACCUCCUGACUGUAUGGUUGCUGUGGAUACCUGCAUGUCAGAUUUAUGCAACAGUGAACAGGCCUUUUACACCGACAUCUGUAAUGAUGAAGGGUGCCAAAUAAAAGGCUCAGAGGUCUGUAACAUGACCAUCCAGUCCGUAAUAGACCAAUUUCCUUCACUGCGAGGGUGUGUAUGUGCAUGGGAGGAGGAGGUCUGUGACUCUAUACAAGCGCUGGCCACACAAUGCCACAGCAAGCCAGCAACACAACAAAAGAGGAGCACAGCGAUGGACUGGCAGUUGAGCAGUUUAAUAGGCUAUGCACAUGAUGGUGCUAGAUCCUGCUUGGACCAGAUAAGCAUUUGUCUCAGCGAUACGGUUUGCAACAGACACCUAGCACGUGUUCUUCAGGCAUGUACAGCAGAUCCGUGCGACCCUGACCACUGCCAGCAAGAAACUCAACAGUUCUAUGGCAGCAUGCCGCACAAUGUUGCAGAGAUGUUGGUCAUGUGCGAGUGUGAGGCUUCAAAUCAGAGCUGUCUGCAUAUGAAAAGUGCUCUGCACAGCGGUACAUGUGGAGAUGAGACCCGGAUCUGCCAGGAAACAGUUAACCAGUGUGUCAAAGAUAGUAACUGCAGACACCUGUUAAAAGCUUUCCAAGCCAAAUGCUGGGGCUUUGAAGAUGCAUAUUGCAGCGACGGUGACCUCCAAAAUGUUGAAUGCUUCACCCGGAUGGAUCCGGCGCUCAUCCGCGGUGCAGAUUCUGAAUGUAAAAGGGCCUUCUUGGCCACUUUGGGCUCAGCACUUCACCAUCCU
Messenger RNA from Monopterus albus (swamp eel), 918 nucleotides. It is a transcript of the gene gfral, whose product is annotated as GDNF family receptor alpha like. Gene Ontology annotation, cellular component: external side of plasma membrane; signaling receptor complex. Gene Ontology annotation, biological process: nervous system development. The annotation marks the transcript as partial. The transcript is spliced from 6 exons. NCBI's taxonomy places the organism in Eukaryota, Metazoa, Chordata, Actinopteri, Synbranchiformes, Synbranchidae. The record is from RefSeq and is a predicted model, not a curated record. Gene Ontology annotation, molecular function: signaling receptor activity.